GGCACCAAACUCGGGGACUGACUGGUGGACGGGAGACCGAAAGGGGACCCCGGAGGCCCAAGAAGGGUGUGCGGUUCUGAUGAGGGAGGGCUGGAAGGAGUUUCGGGGGCGACAAGUUCACAGCUACCUCGGGUUGCAACUGAGGCCUGGCGGAGCCUGGCCGCCGCGGGACUUAAGUGCGGGAGUUUCUAGUACCCGCGUGGAGAUGGGAUUUGCGCCCGUGGCCGGAGCGACUUCUUAAUCCGAGUGGUAGUGGUCCGAACGCUCCUAGCUUUCAGUCAGGAAAAGGGGUGCUGUCUGUCCUUCCCUCUUCUGUGCUUCUGGGUUUGACAGCUUCCUUCAAGGGGCGUCCGAAUGCAGGGUUUUCCGCCGUGACACCCUCGGACCUCGAGGGAAAAGCUGCAGAAAGGCUGCCCUAGGCAAGGUUGAGGGAGAAAGCGCCACAGCCCUUGACGUCUUCCUAGGAAGACAGGAGUGUGUUUUCCAUUGCUGGUUGCUUAAUUUAAGCUGGAAGUUAUCUGGACUGCUUUAGGCUAAGUUCAUAUUACAAAUACAACUACUUGUUAAUGGUGGUUUUCUUUUCUUAGCCAACUCCACCGCGACCUGGUUUGGACUUUGAGCCUCUUGUAGACCUGAUGAACAGUUUCAUUUUCCUCUGACACUCGGCACUUAAAGAAUUGAAGUUUAUGCAACUGACACGGGUCAGGAUUGUUCAGAGUGCUAAGACAGAAUUUAAAAUGGCUUCCAGAGGAAAGACAGAGACAAGCAAAUUAAAACAGAAUUUAGAAGAACAGUUGGAUAGACUAAUGCAGCAAUUACAAGAUCUGGAGGAAUGCAGAGAAGAACUUGAUAUGGAUGAAUAUGAAGAAACCAAAAAGGAAACUCUGGAGCAACUAAGUGAAUUUAAUGAUUCACUAAAGAAAAUUAUGUCUGGAAAUAUGACUUUGGUAGAUGAACUAAGUGGAAUGCAGUUGGCUAUUCAGGCAGCAAUCAGCCAGGCCUUUAAAACCCCAGAGGUCAUCAGAUUGUUUGCAAAGAAACAGCCAGGUCAGCUUCGGACAAGAUUAGCAGAGAUGGAUAGAGAUCUGAUGGUAGGAAAAUUGGAAAGAGACCUGUAUACUCAACAGAAAGUGGAGAUACUGACAGCUCUCAGGAAACUUGGAGAGAAGCUGACUGCAGAUGAUGAGGCCUUCUUGUCAGCAAAUGCAGGUGCUAUACUCAGCCAGUUUGAGAAAGUCUCUACAGACCUUGGCUCUGGAGACAAAGUCCUUGCUCUGGCGAGUUUUGAGGUUGAAAAAACAAAAAAAUGACAUGAUGUGGAAGCUUGUAACAUUGAUCACAUUCUUAAUGUAAAUGCCAUUUUUCUUCUGAGGGUUUUCAGUUAUUGAAAAGAAAUGAAGAGAUUCUCAAAAUGCAUUAAUGACCUUAGAAAAGAUGACAUUCAGACAUACUUGUGACUUCUCCUUAUGCUCUUCAUCAUUGUGCUUUGAAUAGGGCUACCUGCUGGAGUGAUCCUGGACUUGUGGGGAUGGAGGGACUCACUGGACUUUAUUCAUUAGGAUUUGUCUCUUUAAGAGAGAGAAGAGAAAAUAUACUUUGUUUUUAUUAAGGCUCCUUGGUUUAAGUGUUGAUAGUGAAUGAAAAAGUAUGAUCUGCUUAUAACUUAUCCCCACUUCAUGGAGUUAACAGUGAAGCAACAUCAAUAGACUGCAUAUGUAUUCAUAGGAUUUUAGAGUUCUAUUUGAUUUUAGAAAUUAUUUUCAUUGACCGGACAUGGUGGCUCAUGCCUAUAAUCCUAGUACUCUGAGAGGCUGAGGCAGGAGGAUUGCUUGAGCUCAGAAGUUCAAGAUUACUCUGAGCAAAGAGUGAGACUCUGUCUCUACUAAAAAUAAAAAAUAUUAGCUGGGCAUUGUGGCAGGUGCCUGGAGUCCCAGUUACUUGGGAGGCUGAGGCAAGAUCACUUGAACCCAAGAGUUUGAGGUUGCUGUGAGCUGUGAUGACACUGCUAUACUCUAUCCAAGGCAACAAAGUAAGACUCUAUCUCCAAAAAGAAAGAAAAGAAAAAUUAUUUUAAUAAACAAGAAAACUGAGGUUCAGAAAGAGCAAGUGACUUGCUUAAAGUCACAGUAUAGAGCUGGGGAUAAGACUUGUGUGUCCUGACUCCUAGUUUAGUAUCUGUUGAGUUUUAUUUCUGUAUUUAAACAAAUAAUAAUUAACAUUUGUGCAAGUAAGUGUUUUUGAAACUUAAAUGUCCCAACAAAAAGUUGACCCUAUACUAAGAGACCAUCUCCCGGCUUGUAAGCUCCCUGUAUGAAUGGGGCCCAUUGUAUCUCUGAAUUUUGAGCUGGAAACAAUGGGAGCCCUGUUGAGAAUCUCCUAAAGUAACUUAGCCUCCUUAGUUGUUUCACCAGAGAAGCAAUAGGAAAUGGCAGCUAGAGGCCCUCCAGUGUAUGACCUCUGGCCAAACUGAGGGGGUGGUAACUGUAAGAUACUAUCUACUUUUCAGUUUCUGGAGAAACACAAAAUAAGUUAUGUGGAAAAGCAAGUUUCUCUCCUGAGUAUUCCCGUGUCUCUCUGCAUGCUUAAAUGUGUAGAUACGUCCGUAUGCGUGUACAUUAGCUUAUUUUUUAGGCUCUGACUAUUUUAUAUUCUUUCAUGUGUUUCUCAA
This is a messenger RNA of Nycticebus coucang (slow loris), 2668 nucleotides long. It is a transcript of the gene LZIC, whose product is annotated as leucine zipper and CTNNBIP1 domain containing. Gene Ontology annotation, cellular component: nucleus; cytosol; beta-catenin destruction complex. The transcript has 7 exons. Gene Ontology annotation, biological process: negative regulation of Wnt signaling pathway. The record is from RefSeq and is a predicted model, not a curated record. Lineage: Eukaryota; Metazoa; Chordata; Mammalia; Primates; Lorisidae. Bases 687 to 1310 code for a protein of 207 amino acids. Gene Ontology annotation, molecular function: beta-catenin binding.